This is a messenger RNA of Hibiscus syriacus, 1278 nucleotides long. RefSeq names its product 3beta-hydroxysteroid-dehydrogenase/decarboxylase-like. Lineage: Eukaryota; Viridiplantae; Streptophyta; Magnoliopsida; Malvales; Malvaceae. Gene Ontology annotation, molecular function: 3-beta-hydroxy-Delta5-steroid dehydrogenase (NAD+) activity. Bases 1 to 1278 code for a protein of 425 amino acids. The record is from RefSeq and is a predicted model, not a curated record. The transcript is spliced from 9 exons. Gene Ontology annotation, biological process: steroid biosynthetic process.
AUGGAUACCCUUGUGGAGGUACUAUAUUCAGGUGCAAAAAAUGUCAUUAAUGCAUGUCGGGAAUGUAGAGUUAGACGACUUUUAUACAACAGUUCUGCAGAUGUUGUUUUUGAUGGUUCACGGGAUAUACUUCAUGGUGAUUUGUCUUUCAUUUGCCCGGGGAAAUUUCUGGAUACACUGAUUGACCUUAAGUUUCAUGCGGAAGGUCUAAUCAGGUUAGCGAACAAUAUUGAUGGUCUUCUAACAUGUGUACUUCGGCCUAGUAAUGUCUUUGGACCUUGUGAUACACGCUUCGUGCCUUUGCUAGUGGAUCUAGCCAAAUCUGGUUUGUCAAAGUUUAUUAUAGGAAGUGGUGAAAAUAUGUCUGACUUUACGUAUGCGGAGAAUGUUGCUCAUGCUCAUAUCUGCGCAGCAGAAACUCUAGACUCUCGGGUGGUCUCUGUCGCUGGAAAGGCUUUUCUCAUCACAAAUCUCGAGCCCAUAAUGUUCUGGGAAUUUGUAUCUCUUAUACUUGGAGGUUUAGGGUAUCCCAGACCUUACAUAAAGGUUCCUACUUGGAUGGUUUCAUGUAUUGUCUCACUUCACCAAUGUUCACUUGACAAAUUGUACAAGCAUAGCGUAUCAUCUCACUACAUGCUUCAAUUAGCUUCACGCACCAGAACCUUUGACUGCUCUGCAGCUCAAAACCAUCUUGGAUAUUCACCUGUUAUCUCCCUAAAGGAUGGUAUCAAGUCAACAAUUCAAGCAUUCUCUCAUUUAGCCAAUGACACAUUUUAUACGAAAUUUAAUGAACAAUCCAAAGUGGAGAAGAUGCUAGGCGGCGGGAUAGUUGCAGACAUCUUAUUGUGGAGAGAUGAAAGGAGAACAUUUGCAUGUUUUUUUACUCUGGUUUUGUUAUUUUGCUGGUUCUUUCUCUGUGGAAGAACUUUUGCCUCAUCUUUAGCCGACCUUCUGCUUCUAGUUGUAAUCACUCUUUGUGGACAUGGCAUUUUAUCAUCAAAGCUUUGUGGUUAUGCUGUUCAAGAGAUACCUUCUUCUUGUUUCCAAGUCACUGUAUCAGAUGUUCAAAAGUCAUUGAGAUCCAUAGCAUAUAUAUGGAAUAAAGCAGUACGCAGAAUAAAAACGUUGGCAAAGGGAAAGGAGUGGAGCAAGUUUUUCAAGAUCAUGCCGUACAUUGCACCGUGUCAUACCUACAAUCUGGUAUCGUCCUCUUCGGAUGUUUACCAUCUCUCAAGGUUUUGCCAUCUGAAGGGCGCGCUUCCCCGGGUUCAAACUUAG